Linum tenue is the source of this 1035-nucleotide messenger RNA. The record is from the annotation of a GenBank genome assembly. Lineage: Eukaryota; Viridiplantae; Streptophyta; Magnoliopsida; Malpighiales; Linaceae.
AUGGUUGCUCUACAAUCCACCGUCGAUUCGUCAUCAAAUUCAGCUUCGUCGGCGACGAUCUCCGCCGUCCACCAUGACGUCCUGAGAUCCCACAUCCUGAACCGCCUCGACGGCCCCGCUCUGGCCGCCCUCUCCUCCGCGUCGCCGGACCUCCGCUCCACGAUCUCCACCGACGACGAACUCUGGCGGAACAUCUGCGCCGCCACGUGGCCUUCCGUCAACAAUCCCGAACUAUCCUCCCUGAUCCCGACCUUCAACCACGGCUACCGCUCCUUCUUCUCCGACUCCUUCCCGGCAAUCCACCUCUCCGGCGGCGCCGCCACGGGGAAUCCGGACCCGGAAAUCACGGGACUGAUCUCCGCCGUCGACAUUUACUACGGAGAUUCCCCGAUUUUUUCCAAAGUCACGGAGACGGAGACCGUGACGUCGUGGUUCCAGACGGCGCCGUUUCGAAUCGAGCUGCUGGAGGCGAAGGAGGUGGUCCCCACUGCGACGGCGGCGGCGGGGAAGGAGGCGGAGGACGCGUGGCUGAGGCAGCUGGAGGAGAACCUGAGGGUGAGCUGGAUCGUGAUCGAUCCGGCGGGGAGGCGGUCGGCGAAUCUCUCGAGCGGCGUUGCGGUGGCGGCGCGGCACCACUGGCUGACCGGGGAGGUGCAGGUGAAAUUCUCGACGGUGGCGGCGGAGGGGGCGGAGGGGGAAGGCGGGGAGGCGGCGGAGUGCGGGGUGGUGGUCACGUGCGGCGGGGAGGAAGGAGGGGAGGUGCACGUGCGGGAUAUUUAUUUGGGGAUGGAGGACAUGGAAGGGCGGAGCCUGUGCGGGAGGGACAGUUUGGGGAUUUUGCGUGGGGCGAUGGAAGGGGAGCGGCGGCGGCGCGUGGAGACGAGGGAGGAAGGGAAGGAGAAGUACGAGAGGUUUUUGGAGAGGAAGAGGGAGUGGAAACGGCGCGUCGAGAGGAGAGAGAAGGUUCUCGAUACGCUGUGUGUUGCCACUGGGGUCGCUUUUUUCCUGACGUUUUUGGCCUUCCUUUUGAUGUGA